CUCAUCCUCCACAAAUUCACUUGGCACAUAUUAUAUCUGCUCUUAUUCACUCUUCAGCUACUGCGUUUGGAUACAUCACGAGGCGUUUUGACUGUUGUCGUUCUGUUGUCGCUCAAUCUUUGAUCUGGGUUCAGGUCCCGGGUAUCCUGCUAAGCGUUUGCAUGGUCUGCGCUGCACUCCGAGAACGGAGCAGAGUCAUUACCUAGUAAUUACCUAUCACCUGCAGUUGGUUGUCAACAUGAGUGAGACAAAAGGUGUCAAUGGUGAUGCCAAAAUGAAAUACGAAAGAACCCAGUCGCAGCCUGAGAACCCCUUUGCGGCUCUCAUCCCCGACCAGCAAAUAGCCAUUGUUCCGGAAUUUACACUCGAAUCUGGAGUCACGCUAUACAAUGUUCCCGUUGCAUACACCACCCGCGGCCGGCUCUCGCCAUCUGGUGACAACGCCAUGGUGAUUUGCCAUGCCCUAACCGGCAGUGCUGAUGUGAGCGACUGGUGGGGUCCCCUGCUUGGUGGUCCAGGUAGGGCUUUCGAUACCUCGAGGUUCUUCAUCGUGUGCAUGAACAGCUUGGGUAGCCCCUACGGCACAGCGAGCCCCGUCACGGCCAAGGAUGGCGACCCCAAGAAUGAUCGCUAUGGGCCCGAGUUCCCUCUCACGACAAUUCGAGAUGACGUGAAUCUACACAAACUCAUUCUAGAUGACCUGGGCGUGAAGCAAGUGGCUGCUGUCAUCGGGGGUUCGCUCGGGGGCAUGUUCGUGUUGGAGUGGGCAUAUUUCGGAAAAGACUACGUUCGCUGCGUUGUGCCCAUUGCCACGUCUAGCCGGCACAGUGCAUGGGGCAUUAGUUGGGGAGAAGCUCAACGCCAGAGCAUCUACGCCGACCCAAAGUAUGAUGACGGCUAUUACCCGUUUGACGAUCCGCCUGUGACUGGGCUAGGUGCGGCUCGGAUGUCUGCCCUACUCACCUAUCGCAGUCGCAAUUCGUUCGAGUCCCGGUUUGGCCGGAACAUUCCCGACCCUUCAAAGGUUCAGACGAUUCGAGAACGGCCGCGUCCCAGCACCCCAUCGGAAGCUCAUUUCCACAUUCACAACGACGGGCACAACGUCAAGCGCACAUCAGUCUCACGCAAGAAUAGCCACAAUGGGUCCGGAACCAGCAGUCCGGGCUCGCGAUCAGCCGAAAAUGCUGACCCGCAGUUCCAUGGCCCUGGAAAUGACCAAGAGGAGGAGAGCCUGACUGGAGGAGACAAGAUGCCUACGUCGACGUACUUUUCGGCGCAGUCGUAUCUGCGCUACCAGGGGAAAAAGUUCGUCAAGCGCUUUGAUAGCAACUGCUACAUUGCCAUGACGCGGAAGCUUGACACGCAUGAUGUGUCUAGGGACCGGGCGGCAACGAUCGCCGAGGCGCUCGCGCUAAUUGAACAGCCAUUGCUUGUACUUGGCAUUGAGAGCGACGGGCUGUUUACGUUUGCCGAGCAGGAGGAGAUUGCGCAGCACGUAAAGAAUGCACGACUCGAGCGGAUCGACAGCUCCGAGGGGCAUGACGCCUUCUUGCUGCAGUUCGAGCAGGUGAACCGUUACGUGCUGGGAUUCCUGAAGGAGAUUCUACCUGAUAUCAUGUCAGUCGAGGGUGGCGCCCUAGAGGAAGUCGGCGUGGGCCAGCUGACGAAGUCGAGCACGUUCGGCGAAGCUGAGGUGGAUGAUAUUACUGCAUGGUAACGAUGCAUCUUGUUAGUCUACGACCUGGUAUUCGGGUUCGAUAUGGUAGUGACAUUUGGUACUGGAUACAGACUUGGCAUCAUCUCAAAACUGCAAGGUACAUACUUGCUGUAGAUAUCUUGGCACGUUGCUAGUAAUAGAUAGCGGCUCAUCAAAGAGCCACGGGUAAAAUAUUGGCUAAUACUACGAUUACGAGUACAACAUGUACAUACUGUUGUGUAGUUCCUGAAACACGAU
Messenger RNA from Trichoderma harzianum CBS 226.95, 1954 nucleotides. RefSeq lists its product as hypothetical. The record is from RefSeq and is a predicted model, not a curated record. The transcript is spliced from 3 exons. Gene Ontology annotation, biological process: L-homoserine metabolic process. Gene Ontology annotation, molecular function: homoserine O-acetyltransferase activity. Lineage: Eukaryota; Fungi; Ascomycota; Sordariomycetes; Hypocreales; Hypocreaceae. Bases 239 to 1717 code for a protein of 492 amino acids.